AUCGUUUAAUUUGGGUCGUUGGGGUUGCUAGUCUCGCUGACCACACACUGAAGUUAUCACCAGUUUAAAAGCAAAUACACGCUUUGAACGUCCUUAAAGUUGUACAGGUUCCCGUUGAAAACGUGGGCGAAUAGUCAAGAGACAUGUAGCUAUCGAGCUAGCAGUCUCAACACAUACACCGCAGUAUCUACCGUAAAAGGUAAUUAAUGCUAGCUUUGCAUUGCAUACAGUAACUUUACAAGUCCACCAUCUUUCCAUAGUGAUAUCUAGAACAUUUCUGGAAAUAUGCGAAACUCAAAAAUGUUUUUGUUAUGCGCUGACCUGAAUCAACAUGUUUAAUAUUACACAUGUAUUAUUGCAAACGUGUAAUCGUGUUCGAAAGGUUGCACCAAACAUAUGCAGUCAUCAUGUUUGUAUCAUCGACAUACAUUAUAAUGUACAGAAAUACAUUAUUUAAAGAGCAGUUGCCUCGACCGAUAUGUAAUGUAAUAUAGAGAUACUGUAUAGGCUAUAGUUUAGCCUUCGAAAUACAAUGCUUAUGAAUGCUUUAUGCUGGUUGGUUGAAGUAUACGUAUUAGGGAUGCUCCGAUCGAUCGGCCAUCAGUAUCAGCCGAUUUCCGUGAAAAAUCAUGUGAUCGGCAUAUGCCGAUAAAUGCUUUUCAACGUUGAACACAAAAGCCGAUCACCUGUGGCUAGUACGAUUGCAGGCAGCAGCGAUCCCUGCGUGAAUGUAUGUAGUGUCUUGGGCAGCGUCCUCCCCCUACUUUUCUUCACAGUGCGCAGGUGUGCCAUAACAAAACCAACAAUAUAUGCCAUGUGGAACUUAACUGCCAACACAUGCCACAAAAUCUAGCUCCCGGGUUAGCACGUUAAAAGCUUUAAUGGAAUACAACAUUUGCAGAACAAACACUGCCAGCAAACGCAGCCAUGUGGACAACACUCGCCAUGUGCGUGACAGUCAGAGGGCUAAGCAAAUUAGGGGUUUGAUCCUCCGUCCUCCCGUGACCAUGUCAAAGUAUCCUUGGGCAAGAUACUGAACCCCCAGUUGCUCCUGAUGCUGCCUCAUCAGUAGUCCCUAGAAACUACGAUCCAACACUUCACCCGUUUGAGGUGUGCAGAGAAUACACCAGGGCCCUUAAUGCCACUAAGCUGGAUAGGGUGUUUGCAAAGCCUUUCCUGGCAUCAUUGGAUGGACACAGAGAUGGGGUGAACUGCAUGGCCAAGCACACCUCUAGCCUCUCCAUGCUGCUGUCUGGCUCUUGUGAUGGAGAGGUUAAAUUGUGGAAUCUUUCCAAACGGGAAUGCCUCCGCACACUCCAAGCCCACGAAGGUUUUGUCCGGGGAAUGGUUGUACGCUUCUGUGGAACUUCCUUCUUCACGGUUGGUGAUGACAAAACAAUCAAGCAAUGGAGAAUAGAGGCCCCAGGUUAUGGCGAGGCAGAAGAGCCACUAAACGCCAUUCUGGGCAAGACAGUCUUCACAGGACUUGACCAUCACCAGAAUGAAGGUGUGUUUGCAACAUGUGGCCAGCAGGUGGACAUCUGGGAUGAGCAAAGGAGCAGCCCCAUCCGUUCUUUCACCUGGGGAGUAGACAGCUUCAGCUCUGUCCGUUUCAACCCUGUGGAGACUCAACUUCUUGCAAGUUGUUCCUCUGACAGAAGCAUCGUGCUGUAUGACAUGAGAGAAGCAGCGCCUCUUAAAAAGGUCAUCAUGACAAUGAGGAGCAACACAUUAUGCUGGAACCCAAUGGAGGCCUAUUUCUUCACAUGUUGUAAUGAAGACUAUAACCUUUACACGUACGACAUGAGACAGUUAAACCAGCCGGUCACAGUGCACUUAGACCACGUGUCUGCAGUGCUCGAUGUUGACUAUUCUCCCACUGGAAGAGAGUUUGUGUCUGCUAGUUUUGACAAGAGCAUCCGCAUCUUCCCCAAGGACAGUGGACGUAGUAGGGAGGUGUACCACACCAAGCGCAUGCAGCAUGUCAUCUGCAUCAAGUGGUCAGCAGACAACCGCUACAUUUUGAGCGGGUCAGAUGAAAUGAAUAUUCGACUGUGGAAAGCGAAUGCAUCUGAGAAACUAGGAGUGCUGCCCCCCCGAGAGAGGGAGGCCACCAACUACCGGCAAAAGCUGACAGAGAAGUACAAGGACUUCCCGCAGAUCAGACGUAUCGCUCAUCACCGACAUCUCCCCAAGCCCCUCUUUCACCAGUCUAAGGAGCUAAAGAUAAUGAAAGAGGCUCGCCGCAAAAAGGAGAGGAAUGUCCGCAAGCACAGCAAACCAGGAAGUGUACCUUUGGUGUCUGAGAAGGAGAAGCAUGUCGUGGCUGUGGUCAAGUGAAACACAAGUGCAAAAGACUGUGGAGGUGCAUCACAUACACAUUGUGAUCCGUCAUCUCUCACUUCCCUUCAGUGGACACUCUUUUUUUUUAUUUUUAUUUUUUCCUCAAGUCAAAGCUUUCACAUUAUACUUUCAAAGAAAUUGUUUGACAUGAUCACUUUAAAAGUGACGUGGCAGGCUGUUCCUGAAACACCUUCACUGUCAGGGUGCAGUUGAAAUGUGACUUCAAUAAAUGGAUGUUAGUGAAGACCCAAUAGCGUGAAUCUGUGUUAUUUAGACCAGUUAGCAAAAAUAAAGAACAUGUUUC
Messenger RNA from Dunckerocampus dactyliophorus (ringed pipefish), 2647 nucleotides. It is a transcript of the gene dcaf13, whose product is annotated as ddb1 and cul4 associated factor 13. The transcript is spliced from 11 exons. Gene Ontology annotation, cellular component: small-subunit processome; nucleolus. The record is from RefSeq and is a predicted model, not a curated record. NCBI's taxonomy places the organism in Eukaryota, Metazoa, Chordata, Actinopteri, Syngnathiformes, Syngnathidae. The coding region runs from base 1216 to 2340 and encodes 374 amino acids. Gene Ontology annotation, biological process: maturation of SSU-rRNA from tricistronic rRNA transcript (SSU-rRNA, 5.8S rRNA, LSU-rRNA). Gene Ontology annotation, molecular function: protein binding.